GCGGAGGCCCGAGUCCAACAUGGCGGCCUCCAUGGGUCGCCGGCUUCUAUUAUUUAUGCUCCUCUGGACGGUGUCGGGCCGCUUCAGUUGGGGGGCCUCCCUGGACGACGACUUGCUGCUGCCCUACCCCCGCGUGCGCGCGCGCUCAGCCCGGGACUGCGCCAGGGUGCGCGUCGGCGGCCGCGAGCACGAGAGCUGGCAGCCUUCCCCCGCGACCACCGGCGCCCGCGGUCCGUCUGUGCGCACUUUCGUUUCGCAUUUCGCGGACCGCGCUGUGACAGGCCACCUGACCCGGGCCGCGCAGCCCCUGCGCACCUUCUCGGUGCUGGAGCCCGGCGGGCCCGGCGGGUGCGCGUCGAGGCGCCGCGCCACGGUGGAAGAGACUGUGCGGGAGGCCGGCUGCAGUGUCGCCCAGAACGGCGGCUUCUUCCGCAUGGACACCGGCGAGUGCCUGGGGAACGUGGUGAGCGACGGGCAGCGGGUGAGCAGCGCCGGGGGCAUACAGAACGCGCAGUUCGGGAUACGCCGCGACGGGACCCUGGUCACCGGGUACCUGUCUGAAGCGGAGGUGCUGGACACUGAGAAUCCAUUUGUGCAGCUGCUGAGUGGGGUCGUGUGGCUGAUUCGGAAUGGAAGCAUCUACAUCAACGAGAGCCAGGCGGCUGAGUGCGAUGAGACACAGGAGACAGGUUCCUUCAGCAAAUUUGUGAAUGUGAUAUCAGCCAGGACAGCUGUGGGUCAUGACCGGAAGGGGCAGCUGGUGCUGUUCCAUGCAGAUGGGCAAACAGAACAGCGAGGCAUUAACCUGUGGGAGAUGGCAGAGUUCCUGCUGAAACAGGAUGUGGUCAAUGCCAUCAACCUGGACGGCGGGGGCUCCGCUACCUUCGUGCUCAACGGGACCUUGGCCAGUUACCCAUCGGAUCACUGCCAGGACAACAUGUGGCGCUGUCCUCGAAGUGUGUCCACUGUGGUGUGUGUGCACAAGCCCCGCUGCCAGCCACCUGACUGCAACGGCCAUGGGACCUGUGUGGAGGGGCACUGCCAGUGCACGGGACACUUCUGGCGGGGUGACGCCUGCAACAAGCUGGACUGUGGCCCCGCCAACUGCAGCCAGCACGGGCUCUGCACAGAGACCGGCUGCCGCUGCGAAGCUGGAUGGACAGGGUCCAACUGCAGUGAAGCUUGCAGCAAUGGCUCCUUCGGAGAGGACUGUGCCAAGAAGUGCCAGUGCCAGAAUGGAGCUGCCUGUGACCCAGCCAGGGGGACCUGCACCUGUCCCCCUGGCUUCACUGGUGACAACUGUGUUCAGGAGUGUCCCUUGGGCUGGCAUGGGCCAGGCUGCCAGAAGCCUUGUGAGUGUGAGUACCAGUGUCCCUGCGACCCCCAGACUGGCAGCUGCAACCUCACUCAGACAUCCGCCCUGAACAGCAUUCUCUCCCGAGUGAAGCAGUGUCUCCAGCCAUCCGAGGUCACCCUGCAGACAAAAGAAUUCUCGCUUCCCACUGGGACCACCUGUCUGGCCCUCACCCUGGCCCUGGUGUUUCUUCUGCUGAUCAGCAUGGUGGUGAACGUGUCUUUGUUCCUCGGCUCCAGAGGAGAGCGGAGUCGGCACUUGGACGGGUCCUAUGUCUACCACCCGCUUCAGGAAAUGAACGGGGAGCUCUCACCUGCCGAGAAAGAUCAGCCAGGUGAUGCCUGCAACUCCUUCAAGGACUGAAACCUCCAGCUGUCCAUCAUGGCCUGUUUUGGAGACUCGUUUCAAGCAGUCUGGCUUCUGCAGGGCAAAGUCCAAGGCCACUAACUCUGGAUGGUCUCAGCCCUAGUGCCUAGCCAGGCUUCUGAUAGCACCUGUGCCUCAGCCCCUCCCUGGCCCUUGGCUCUCACCUGGAUGUCUGCCAUGGCACGAGCAACCUGAGCAGUACAAUGUUCCUUGGAGAGAGACUUCCUCCUUCCUCGCCUGCCUGUGUCUGCUGCCAUGAGGCCAGUCCCGCAGGGGCCUCUGCCGAAGAACCUCCAGCCUCCUGGGGCAGGGGCCGCUAGCGGAUGACACUCACCGCAUCGUGACCAGGUGGCAGGGUCCAACCAGCCCCCCUGGACUGGGGUGGAUUAAAGAGACGAUGGCCACAUCACUGCAUUUGCCAACCAGGAUUCUGUUUCCUAUCACAGGAAGCUCCUUAGAUGGGAUGGGGGAUGAAAUCAUGUUUACAGGCUUUUUAUUUUUUCGUCCUACCACCG
This is a messenger RNA of Pteronotus mesoamericanus, 2235 nucleotides long. It is a transcript of the gene NAGPA, whose product is annotated as N-acetylglucosamine-1-phosphodiester alpha-N-acetylglucosaminidase. Gene Ontology annotation, biological process: secretion of lysosomal enzymes. The record is from RefSeq and is a predicted model, not a curated record. Lineage: Eukaryota; Metazoa; Chordata; Mammalia; Chiroptera; Mormoopidae. The transcript is spliced from 11 exons. The coding region runs from base 20 to 1717 and encodes 565 amino acids.